This is a messenger RNA of Triplophysa dalaica, 4125 nucleotides long. RefSeq names its product gamma-aminobutyric acid type A receptor subunit alpha5 (gene gabra5). Lineage: Eukaryota; Metazoa; Chordata; Actinopteri; Cypriniformes; Nemacheilidae. The transcript has 10 exons. Gene Ontology annotation, cellular component: GABA-A receptor complex; neuron projection; dendrite membrane. The coding region runs from base 1058 to 2455 and encodes 465 amino acids. The record is from RefSeq and is a predicted model, not a curated record. Gene Ontology annotation, biological process: signal transduction; gamma-aminobutyric acid signaling pathway; nervous system process. Gene Ontology annotation, molecular function: transmitter-gated monoatomic ion channel activity involved in regulation of postsynaptic membrane potential; GABA-gated chloride ion channel activity; inhibitory extracellular ligand-gated monoatomic ion channel activity.
UCAGAAAUACUCUCUCUCUCUCCGACCUAUGAUUAUAUAUUUGUAUAUAAAUUAAAGUAUGUAUAUACACAGUUGACUAGUUUAUUUAAGAUCAUGACGCCCAUUACAAUAACUGAAAAAAGCUCAUCUUGUAUUUAAACAAUAAGUGGAUAUCUGUGGAUAUAUAUACAGUAUUGGUCUGCUGAUAGUCCUUAGAGAAAGCCGGUCUUCAUUAAACACUGACUCAAGGGAGCUGCGUACGGGUAAAUGCUCGGUCAGAAAAUGCCCACCAAGCAGAGUUGUUGGGAAAUCCGUCGUUUUUCACCGUCUACGCAUUUAUCGCUCGCCCGUGACGGGCUAAUCGCGCAUUUUUCUAAAUAAACUUAAUAAGUUUCAAACGCCGCUAAAAAUUCCCUCGGGGGACAAUUAUGCAGAGCGAGCGGAGGUGACGUCCUAUUACUUUGCUCCAAAUAUGAACUAAUGCUACUGGAGUGACAGUCGAGUCGAGUCGGAUCGGAGACGGCGACGGACGUCCGAACCGGCGACCCGGUAAGCGGCGAAUCCCGUUGAAGUCUGUUACGCACGAACGGACGCGCAGAUCAGCGUUGAGAUGCUGUACGGUAGGCUGGCACAAAAAGCGAUGUAGAAGGAUGAAAGGAAAAGUAAUGGUGUUUUAAAGGGGAUGCGCUGUGUAGAGGGAGAAUAAAGAAAGAGAAAAAACAGACUGUUUAAGGGGAUGUUGUCUACUGCGCGCUUACUGUUGUUCAAUUGGAUUUAUGAGUGAUGAAGAGGUUUUUGGGAUGCAGACGAAAGGAAGGGUUCCUCUGCAGCGGGCGCUCAGUCACUGAAACGUACGAGGAGACGGAACAAUGAGUCUGUGUGUUUGUUAGACUGGAUGUAUGUGAAGAACAACGCAUCUCCCUACAGCUGUAAUCUGAACAUUGCGGGAUUUUGCUAAGCGCUUCAAAAGGAAUUCGUUGCCGUUCUUCAACGUGUAUCCAUCGCACAAUUUAGCCUGACUGGAUAUCACUCUCUUCAGUGCCGGUGUGGAUGACUGUAUGCUGGACUCUUUGCAGGUAUGGGAUAUGGACCACACUGCAGCACCAAAAUGAGAAGUCUCUGGGUCGGUGUUGUUUUCUUGACUUUCACCUGCCAUCUGAGCCUUUCCCAGUCCACUGUAGGGACGCCUAAAGAGUCAGAGCUCAAUGAUAACAUCACAGUGUUCACACGGAUCCUGGAUGGAUUGUUGGAUGGCUAUGAUAACAGACUGCGACCAGGGCUAGGAGAGAAAGUGACAGAAAUUAAGACCAACAUCUUUGUCACCAGCUUUGGGCCGGUUUCAGAUACCGAGAUGGAGUACACCAUUGACGUAUUUUUCCGUCAAAGCUGGAAAGAUGAACGUUUGCGAUUCAAGGGCCCAAUGGUGAUGCUACCUCUGAAUAACCUGCUGGCCAGCAACAUCUGGACCCCCGACACCUUUUUCCUCAACGGCAAAAAAUCCAUCGCCCACAACAUGACCACGCCCAACAAGCUGCUGAGACUGCAGGAUGAUGGGACAUUGCUGUACACCAUGAGAUUGACCAUAUCAGCAGAAUGCCCCAUGCAGUUGGAGGACUUCCCUAUGGAUGCUCAUGCCUGCCCCCUCAAAUUUGGCAGCUAUGCCUACCCUAUCUCAGAGGUGGUAUAUAAGUGGACUGGAGACCCUGCCAAGUCUGUGGUCGUGGCAGAGGAGGGCUCACGACUCAACCAGUACCAUCUGAUUGGCCAGACAGCUGGCACUGAAGAUAUUGACACAAGUCGAGGUCAAUACACAGUGAUGAUGGCCCAUUUCUACCUGAAGAGGAAGAUUGGUUACUUUGUGAUUCAGACCUACAUGCCCUGCUUCAUGACUGUCAUUUUGUCCCAAGUCUCUUUUUGGCUGAACCGGGAAUCUGUCCCCGCAAGGACCGUGUUCGGUGUGACCACCGUGUUAACCAUGACCACCCUGAGCAUCAGUGCCCGUAACUCUCUCCCCAAAGUGGCAUAUGCCACUGCCAUGGAUUGGUUUAUUGCUGUUUGCUAUGCCUUUGUGUUCUCGGCACUCAUUGAGUUUGCUACAGUCAACUACUUUACCAAGCGCAGCUGGGCUUGGGAUGGAAAAAAGGCUUUGGAGGCCCAGCAGCCAAAAAAAAAAGACCCGUUGACGCUCUCCAAAAAGCCGAACAAUGCCUGUUCGACUGGUGUCAACUUCACCCCCAACCUCACGAAGGACGCUGCUAUCUCCACCAUCUCAAACAGCACCGCUGUUCAGCUGAAGAGUGCCGAGGCCAAGCCAGCAGUGGACCCCAAAAAGACCUACAACAGCGUCAGCAAAAUUGACAAGAUGUCCCGGAUUGUGUUUCCUGUCCUCUUUGGGACUUUCAACCUUGUCUACUGGGCCACGUACCUCAACAGGGAACCGUUAAAGGGAAUUAAAGGAACGGUUUCUCCCACAUAAAAUGGUCUACCCCAUCACGGCAGUCCCUUUGCAUCUUCUUUUUCUCCUCCACUACAGUAUUUAACGAUGAAACGAUGCCAAGCUCUUAUUUACUGCAAUUCUCACUUCGCUAAUCUAAAAGUGGAGUGCUACUCUUGAUUUUCCCUUUCCUGAUAUCAUAAAUUGCAUGAUAGAUUUAAAGCUCUAUGGGAAUAUUAUUGCCAUAUCUGCCUUGACUUUCUACUUUAUAUUCCCCUGUACUAGGAUUUCUUUGGUUAUUGCAUUUGUCUUACAAGGAAAUGAGCGCCACACAAGCUACCAUUUCAUUCAUUCGAUUAUCCAAAGGAUGGGAACAAAAAUUAUGUAUUUGGCAUAAACAUUUAUCACAUAAUCCAAACAGAGUUAUGAAAAGUACAGCAAGGCCAAAUGCUAUGCAAAAAACACCGUUUUCUACUACAGUGUUCUGUAAUCUGUAAAUGCUUAUGAAACCUUUGCUUUGUACGAGUGAAUAUGUGUUAAUUUUAGUAGCUUAAGCAUAAGGGUGUAAGGCAGACAGAUAGCCAUGCUAAAUACGUUGCCUUCAGAAGGAAUAACUUCUUACAAGUGCUCCAGAAUGUCCUGCAACUACUUCUUAAAGACGAGUUUGAUUCUACUCUUGUCAUUUUUCUAAGCUUUUUCGAACUAGCUAACUAGCAUUGUGCACCCUGAAGGCAGCUUUUCACACUUUAGUCUCAGAUAUUCUGCAAAAGGUUGGUGAGUGUGUGGCAGCCAAGACUUUCAAAGAGUUUGUACAUAGCUUAUGUAUGCUUUGCUUUAACGUUGACGCUGCUUAUUCAAAUGUGCAGACAAUUAACAUGAAUGCGAGCUAGCUCGCUAGCCGUGAAAAUGCCGAUUUGUAUCGUGAACUAUUGUGGGCUUUAACAGAAUGUGACAUUUCUUUACAGUUGAUAGUUUUUAACUCAUUGAACGUAGCUUUUUAAACCGUUUAUGCGACAGCCAUUUUGCUAUUUUCUGUGAAGUUAAUAAGGGUUUUGAUAUUCUGGAUCAGGUUUGGAAGAGUUGGCCUUAAAUGUUGACAUCUAGUACAAAUAGGGCUCUUUUAUGUACUUACUGAAUGAAAAUCAUGAGGUGACAAAGUAUGGAAAAGAGAUACGCAUGCAAAUGUCCGAGGUGCAUCAUUAUUCAGAGCAGAUUCUAAAAAUGGCUGUUUAAUGAAAAACAGAAUGUGAGAGAAAUGAUGUUUCAGAGAUUGUAGCUGCUGUUGUCAAGCAUGUGAAAAUGAAGCUUGUUGAAUCUGACAUGUCACACCAGCACCAGCUCCAGGCUUCCACACAAACGCAUGGCAAAUUUUCUGGGGACUAAAAAUGAGGGAGGAACGACCACCUGGUUAGAGCAAAUCAAAAAGACAGCAAUUAUUCUAUUAUGAACUUGUUACAUGAAAGUGAGAUGGCACAAAGAACUAAGUGACCCCGUGGAUCCCCGUGUAGGUCAUUAAGGGGGCCGACUACGGCAGCCAGUAAGCCCAGUUCAUCUGUGAAGCACUCGGGCCAAUAGGAGUGAGAAAUGAAAAAUGAAUGAGUUAAAGAGACUGAGUAAUGUGCCCUUUUACAACAGUGGAUGGUUCCAGAAAUGUGACGUGUGUACAGUUCCUCAAAGCAUACAUGUCUGAAGCAAUAAAUUCAUGCCUGAUA